This is a messenger RNA of Loxodonta africana (African savanna elephant), 9592 nucleotides long. It is a transcript of the gene OPTN, whose product is annotated as optineurin. Gene Ontology annotation, molecular function: K63-linked polyubiquitin modification-dependent protein binding. NCBI's taxonomy places the organism in Eukaryota, Metazoa, Chordata, Mammalia, Proboscidea, Elephantidae. Gene Ontology annotation, biological process: Golgi ribbon formation; regulation of canonical NF-kappaB signal transduction; protein localization to Golgi apparatus. Gene Ontology annotation, cellular component: nucleus; Golgi apparatus; cytoplasm. The coding region runs from base 182 to 1885 and encodes 567 amino acids. The record is from RefSeq and is a predicted model, not a curated record. The transcript has 14 exons.
GGUCGCGAGGCCCCAGGCCUGCCCGUGGCUCCCCAGCUCGGAUUCCCCGGCCUCUGUCCCCCGGCCGGCGCCCCUAACCGGCGUCUGCAUCCGGGUCCGGAGCCCUCCCCUGGCGGGCACGAUGCCGAGGAAUCAGUGACGCCGAGAGAGGCCGGAACGCGGGCGGCCGGGAACUGCUGCCAUGUCCCACCAACCACUCAGCUGCCUGACAGAAAAAGGGGACAGCCUUGAUGAAAGCCCAGGAAAUGGUCCCCCCAAUCUGGCUCAUCCAAACCUGGACACGUUCACCCCAGAAGAGCUCCUACAGCAGAUGAAAGAGCUCCUUAUUGAGAAUCAUCAGCUGAAAGAGGCCAUGAAGCUAAAUAAUCAGGCUAUGAAGGGUCGGUUUGAGGAGCUUUCUGCCUGGACAGAGAAACAGAAGGAAGAACGCCAGUUCUUUGAGAUACAGAGCAAAGAAGCCAAAGAGCGCCUAAUAGCCUUGAGUCAUGAAAAUGAAAAAUUGAAGGAAGAACUUGGAAAACUAAAAGGAAAAGCAGAAAGGUCAUUUGAGGUUCCCAAGACAGAGCCAGAACAAGAAAUGGAACAGCUGAAGACACAGGUGAUUCGCCUUCAAGCUGAAAAAGCAGAUCUGCUGGGUAUUGUAUCUGAAUUACAACUCAAGCUGAACUCAAGCCGUUCCUCCGAGGACUCCUUUGUUGAAAUUAGGAUGGCUGAAGGAGAAGCAAAUGGACCGUUCAAAGAAAUCAAGAAUAGUCCCGGCCCCACAAGAACUGAUGCCAUUGACAAAAGCAGAUCUGCACAAGGAGCCAGGAAUUAUUUGGAAUUUGAAGAAUUAACUGUGAGCCAACUCCUGCAUUGUCUAAGAGAAGGAAACCAGAAGGUAGAAAGACUUGAACUUGCACUCAAGGAUGCUAAAGAAAGAAUUUCACAUUUUGAAAAGAAAGCAAAUGAUCGUUCUGAGAUUGAGACCCAGACUGAGGACAGCGCAGGAGCAGAAAAAGAAGAGGAGAAAGGCACAGAAACUGUUGGAAGUGAAGUGGAAAUGUUGAAACAUCAAGUGACAACUCUGUUUAAAGAGCUUCAGGAGGCUCAUACUAAACUCAGUGAAGCAGAGCUAAUGAAGAAGAGACUUCAAGAAAAGUGUCAGGCCCUUGAAAGGAAAAAUACUGCAACCCCAUCAGAGUUGAAUGAAAAUCAAGAACUUGUAUAUAAUAACAAAAAAUUAGAGCUGCAAGUGGAAAGCAUGCGAUCAGAAAUCAAAAUGGAGCAAACGAAAACAGAGGAAGAAAAGGCCAAAUUAGCCACUCUACAGUUGACACACAGCAAGCUUCUUCAAGAACACAAUAGUGCAUUGAACACAAUUGAGGAACUAAAAAUGAAAGAGUCAGAACAAGUGGACAUGGCACUGCUGCAGGAACUAGACGAAAAACUGGAACUGGCAGAGAAGGCACUGGCUUCCAAGCAGCUCCAAAUAGAUGAGAUGAAGCAAACCAUUGCCAAACAGGAGGAGGACCUGGAAACCAUGACUGUCCUCAGGGCCCAGAUGGAGGUUUACUGUUCUGAUUUUCAUGCUGAAAGAGCCGCAAGAGAGAAGAUUCAUGAAGAAAAGGAGCAACUGGCAUUGCAGCUGGCAAUUUUGCUGAAAGAAAAUAAUGUUUUUGAAGAUGGAGGCAGCAGGCAGUCCCUGAUGGAGAUGCAGAGCCGUCAUGGGGCCAGAACAAGCGACCCAGACCAGCAGGCUUACCUCGUUCAAAGAGGAGCCGAGGAUAGAAACUGGCGGCAACAACAACAAAGGAAUAUUCCAAUUCAUUCUUGCCCCAAAUGUGGAGAAGUUCUGCCCGACAUAGAUACGUUGCAGAUUCAUGUCAUGGACUGUAUCAUUUAAGUGUUGAUGUUUCACCCACCCAAAAUUGUUGGUAAAUGUCAGAUUUUUUUCCUCUAAGACUUGCACUGUUGUGUUAUUUGUUUUCACUCAAACAUUUUCUCUUAUUAUGUUUGUUUUAGGAGAAAGAAAACAUAUGUGUUCUAAGUAGGACAUUUUUUGUGAAUUUCCAUAAGCUCACAAAAUAGAAUCCUAAAGCAUACCAUUCUUCUUAGAAUAGAUUCAGGUUUUUUUGUGUUUGGUUUGUGUGAGCACUGCCCCAUAGACAUCAUGUGACAGAGUUAAUGUAAUUAGAUGGAGGAAACUUCACUGAUAAAUUUUAAGAACCUUUAAGGAAGCAGGAAAAAUGAAGUGGUCACAGAUACAAUCGAGAAAAAUGUCUUCGAAGUAUUUUUUUAAUAAAUUGUUAUUUUUCGUCAUCCAUUUAAAAUGAAUCUAUCUGGGGUUGUGUGUAUAUCUGUGUGGUAUAGUUUCAUUGCAGCCACAGUAAUUGUACCAAAGCUAGGAUAUGGCUUUUUUCGUAUAAGCACUGUGAACUUUUACUUGCUAUCAGGACAAGUGGAAACAUACUGGCAUACAUGAAGUAGAUGCCAGAAGGUUCACUUGAUUUCGUAUAACCAUUCAUAGUGUAAAGAAGUUACCUUUGUUCUUUCAUUGUACAGCGCUGCAGAUACAUGGGCUUGUACAGUAGAUAGUUUGUUAGCUUAUAAAAAGAACGGCUAUCUAUUAACUUUAUUCUUGGAUCAGGUUACAUCUUCAUAAUCACAAAAAAAUACUCAUUGCAAAAUAAAAUUUUGCUUAUGAAUCUUUUACAUUCUUCAUAUAUGACUAAUUUCAUAGUGUGCAUUUUCUGUCUUAAGCUUAUUCAGCUUAAUAUUAAGAGCAGUUUGGUUAAUUCUAUGAGAAAAUUCCUGUUCUAGAGACUAGUACAUGUUAUUUGAGUUGGAAGUUAAUCUUGCUAAGGGAAAGAAUUGAUAGUAUUUGCCAUAUUUUUGUAAACUUGGAGGUUACCCAGACUAGCUAAUAUUAGAACAGCCAUAAAAAUAUUGUCCUUAUGCAUCUAGGUUCCAAAAACAUUUAAGAGCAAUUAAAAGAUCUCCCUUGUUGGGAUUUUUCAUAAGAAUUUCUCAUAAGCAAACUUGAUCAUAUAUAUUCAAAUAGAAAUCAAAAUAGUUAGACAUUUUCCUGCCAAAAGAAUACACUGUACAAAUUCAACAAUGAUUUCAAUUAAAAGAAAAUAGAUUUCUGUAGUAUCCUUAAAUAGAGGAGCAAAGCAAAUGGUCUCCCAUUUAAGGUACUAGGGAUUUCUUUUUACUUUGUUCAAGUAAAAGUAUUAAGCAGAUCCGAACUCUGAAAUGAUAGCAUGAAUGGCCAUAUUAAGCCUGUGAUCAAACUGUUUGCUCAAUAAUUAGAAGGACUGCAAAUGAAGGAAGGCAAGUUCACAUGAGUGAUUUAAAUUAAAGCUAUUGUUUUGAGGGAAUCAAAUAGCAAUAAGAUAAUCAAGUUGAAAACUCUGUGCAUCUCUUAUCUAAUUAGUUUAGUCAGAGAUCACAUCAAAGGGCUCAUUCCAUGUUACCAGUUAAUUACACCUCAGUAAUCUUUGCCCCUCAUCCAGGGCCUUCCACAGUACUCUUGAAGUCUGGUUAAACAGGGAACAGUGGAAAGAUGGAAGCAGGGAAGAAACACAAAUGAGGCAAUGAAAAAAUCCUAGUUAAAUCAUUUUACAGUAAUAAGUCCUCAAAUGUUAUAUUUAAAAUAACUUUGAAUCAUAAGAUUACUUAAUAUGAACACACCUAUAACACAUUGUGUACAUCAUAAACUGUAGAUUGGUUAACACUUCCAUUUGACCCACAAUAAAAGGGCUAACUUGGGAUUGUCUUUAAAGAAACAUUAAGACUUCUGGUGAACAUGGUGCCAUAGACAGAAGCACCACGCCAUCCCUGCACAGGAAAGACCCAAAAAACUAAGUAAAACAGAGACAGACGUCUUUACUGGAACCUGAAGUGUCAAAUAAAAAGAUAAAGUACUCAGCCAAAUAACUGGAUAUUCAUCUGCAAAAAAAUGAAACAAGACCCAUACCUCACUCCAUGUACAAAAACUAACUCAAAAUGGAUCAAAGACCUAAGUAUAAAAUCUAAAACGAUAAAGAUCAUGGAACAAAAAAUAGAGACGUUAGGAGCCCUAAUACAUGGUGUAGACAGUAUACAAAACAUUACUAACAAUGCAGAAGAAAAACUAGUACCCAGAAAAAAUCAAACACCUAUGCUCAUCCAAAGACUUCCCCAAAAGAGUAAAAAGACUGCUUACAGACUGGGAAAAAGUUUUUAGCUAUGACAUUUCCGAUCAGCGCCUCAGCUCUAAAAUCUACAUGAUACUGCAAAAACUACAAAAAGACAAAUAACCCAAUUAAAAAAUAGGCAAAAGAUAUGAACAGACACUUCACUAAAGAAGACAUUCAGGUAGCUAAGAGAUACAUGAGGAAAUGCUCACAAUCAUUAGCCAUUAGAGAAAUGCGAAUUAAAACUACAAUGAGAUUCCUUCUCACUCCAACAAAAAAAAAAAAAAAACAAGGCUGGCAUUAAUCCAAAAAACACAAAAUAAUGUUGGAGAGGCCGUGGAGAGACUGGAACACUUACACACUGCUGGUGGGAAUGUAAAAUGGUACAACCAUCCAAUCCAGCAAUCCCAUUCCUUGGAAUAUAUCCUAGAGAAAUAAGAGCCUUUACACCAACAGAUAUAUACACACCCAUGUUUAUCGUAGCACUAUUUACAAUAGCAAAAAGAUGGAAGCAACCAAGGUGCCCAUCAAUGGAUGAAUGGAUAAAUUAUGGUAUAUCCACACAAUGGAAUACUAUGCAUCCAUAAAGAACAGAGAUGAACCUGUGAAACAUUUCAUAACAUGGAGGAAUCUGGAAGGCAUUAUGCUGAGCAAAAUUAGUCAGUUGCAAAAGGACAAAUAUUGUAUAAGAACUCGAGAAAUAGUUUAAACAGAGAAGAAAAUAUUUGAUGGUUACGAGACAGGGGAGGGUGGGAGAGGGGUAUUCACUAUUUGGAUAGUAAGUAAGAACUACUUUAGGUGAUGGGAAAGACAACACACAAUACAGGCGAGGUCAGUGCAACUGGACUAAACCAAAAGGAAAGAAGUUUCCUGAAUAAACUGAAUGCUUUGAAGGCCAGUGUAGCAGGGGUGGGGGUUUGGGGACCAUGGUUUCAGGGGACAUCUAAGUCAAUUGGCAUAAUCUAUUAAGAAAACAUUUUGCGUCCUACUUUGGAGAGUGGCGUCUGGGGUCUUAAAUGCUAGCAAGCACCCAUCUAAGAUGCAUCAAUUGGUCUCAACCCACCUGGAUCAAAGGAGAAUGAAGAACACCAAGGACAUAAGGUAAUUAUGAGCCCAAGAGACAGAAAGGGCCACAUAGACCAGAGGCUACAUUAGCCUGAGACCAGAAGAACUAUAUGGUGCCCAGCUACAACCGAUGACUGCUCUGACAGGGAACACAACAAAGAACCCCUGAGGGAGCAGCAGAGCAGUGGGAUGCAGACCCCAAAUUCUCAUAAAAAGACCAGACUUAAUGGUCUCACAGAGACUAGAAGGACCCUAAUGGUUACGGCCCCCAGACCUUCUAUUGGCCCAGGACAGGAACCAUUCCCAAAGCCAACUCUUCAGACAGGGAUUGGACUGGACAAUGGGUUGGAGAAGAAUGCUGGUAAGGAGUGAGCUUCUUGGAUCAGGUGGACACUGGAGACUAUGUUGGCAUCUCCUGCCUGGAGGGGAGAUGAGAGAGUAGAGGGGGUUAGAAGCUGGCAAAAUGGACACAAAAAGAAAGAAUGGAAGGAGGGAGUGGGCUGUCUCAUUAGGGGGAUAGCAAUUGGGAGUAUGUAGCAAGGUGUAGCAAGGUUGUGUGAGAGACUGACUUGAUUUGUAAACUUUCACUUAAAGCACAAUAAAAAAUAUAUUUUUUAAAAAAGGCCAAGGACUGAAUGGAAUAAGAAACAGAGGACAGAGAGCAAGGAGAGAUAUGUGCUGAAGGCCCCAUCAGCUAAUGCAGCACAGAUCCGCCAUCUUGGACUCCUGUCGGGGAUCAGCAGACAGGAAGUACAGGAAAGCAGCUUCGCGGAACUCCCAGCAGGAGACAGAGCACCUGAUAACAAGUGACACAUGCUUCCCCCCCGCCACCCCGCCAUUCUCUCCCCACUGCUCUGCCUCCAAGCUUCCUGACUGGCUGUGGUGGCUUGGCUGGCUGGGAAGUGCAGCGUCUGUGCACUUGGAUUCACCUCACCCACGGAGAUCAGCAGACAGGGAAUAUGAGAUAGCAGCUUCACGAAGUUCCCAGCAGAAGACAGAGCACCUGGUAAUGAACGAUAUCCCUUUUCUAACUGCACCUCCCCCCACCCCUCAGCUUCCUCUCCUUCCUGUCAGCCACAGUCUCUUUGCCAGGAGGCAACUGCUUUGGCCUCAGGCUGCUUGGAUUGGCUGGGCCCCUAAGCUGGACCUGCCCUGCUGCACCACAGCUGAAUGACCGGCCUUGCCCAUUGGACAAGGAGGUGAAAAGUACCAUAUCUACAGAAGAGCAAACCACAAAGAAUACGCACCCUGCCUGCUCAGACAUAACCAAAUAAAAAGGCAGGACAAAACAAAUGAAUCUACAAUCAAGAAAUGAAAAUGACUACUGAAUGUCCCGAAGACAGCAGACAAUAUCAAAACAUAUUUAAAAAACAGAACAGGAUGGUUCCAGUAGGUGCCCAAAAUAAAACACCAGAUGAUUUUCCAGUAGAAGAAAAGGUACUAGAACUAGCUGAUCGGGAAUUCAGAUCUCUAAUGUUCAGAGCAAUCCAAGAGUUGAAGCAAAAAGCAGACAAAAAUGAGGAAAAAAUAGACAAGUUUAUGGAAAAGGCAGACAUAUUCAUGGAAAAUACAGACAAAAAAAUGGAACAAUUCAGGAAAAUAAUACAGGAACAAAAUGCCAAAAUAAAUUCACAACUAGAAAUCAUUCAAAGCAACAGUUAGAAAUCCAAAAGAUAAACAACAAGAUUUCAGAAAUGGACAGUGUCAUAGAAGGGCUGAGGAGUAGGUUUGAAAUGAUGGAAGACAGAAUCAGCAAAAUUGAAGACAAACACUUAGAUACAACUCUGAGGAAAAAUCAGGAAACAAUGAAGAAAAAUGGAGAAACCCUGAGAAUUAUGUGGAAUACAAUCAAAAGCAAAAAUCUGCUAGUGAUCGGAGUUCCAAAACAGGGUAAGAAAAUGGGAAACAGAGAGGGGCUCAUCGAAGGAUUUCUGAUAGAAAACUUCCCUAAUAUCACCAAUGAUGAAAAGCUGGCCAUUCAAGAAGCUUUACAAACUCCACAUAGGAUAGACCCCAAAAGAAAAACACCAAGGCAUAUCAUAAUCACACUCACUAAAACCAAAGACAAAGAAAAAAUCCUGCAAGGAGCUUGAGAAAAACAAAAAGUCACAUACAGAAGAACAAAGUGGGAGGCCUCACUCUAUCUGCUUUUAGAACUUAUUAUACCGCCACAGUAGUCAAAACAGCCUGGCACUGGUACAACAACCGAUACAUAGACCAAUGGAACAGAAUUGAGAAUCCAGACAUAAAUCCAUCCACAUAUGAGCAGCUGAUUUUUUACAAAGGCCCAAAGUCAGUUAAAUGGGAAAAAGACAGCCUUUUUAACAAAUGGUGCUGGCAUAACUGGUUAUAAAUCUGGAAAAAAAUGAAAUGACCCAUACCUCACACCAUGAACAAAAACUAACUCAAAAUGGAUCAAAGACCUAAAUAUAAAAUCUAAAACCAUAAAAUCAUGGAAAAAAAAAUAAGGGCAAUGCUAGGAGCCCUAAUACAUGGCAUAAAUAUUAUACGAAACAUUACUAACCAUACAGAAGACAAACCAGAUAACUGUGAGCUCCUAAAAAUCAAACACGUAUGCUCAUCCAAAGACUUCACCAAAAGAGUAAAAAGAUUAUGUACAGACUGGGAAAAAGCUUUUAGCUAUGACAUUUCCAAUCAGCGCCUGAGCUCUAAAAUCUACAUGAUACUGUAAAAACUCAACUACAAAAAGACAAAUAACCCAAUUAAAAAAUGGGCAAAAGGUAUGAACAGGCACUUCACUAAAGAAAACAUUCAGGUAGCUAACAGAUAUAUGAGGAAAUGCUCACGAUCAUUACCCAUUGGAGAAAUGCAAAUCAAGACUACAAUGAGAUUCCUUCUCCAACAAGGCUGGCAGUAAUCCAAAAAAUACAAAAUAAUAAAUGUUGGAGAGGUCGUAGAGACACUGGAACCCUUAUACACUGCUGCUGGGAAUGUAAAGUGGUACGAGCACUUUGGAAAUUGAUUUGGCACUUCCUUAAAAAGCUAGAAAUAGAAUUACCAUACAAUCCAGCAAUCCCACUCCUUGGAAUAUAUCCUAGAGAAAUAAGAACCUUUACACGAACAGAUAUAUGCACACCCAUGUUCACUGCAGCACUGUUUACAAUAGCAAAAAGAUGGAAGCAACCAAGGUGCCCGUCAGUGAAUAAAUGGAUAAAUAAAUCAUGGUAUAUUCUCACAAUGGAAUACUACACAUCGAUAAAGAACAAUGGUGAAUCCGUGAAACAUUUCAUAACAUGGAGGAAUCUGGAAGGCAUUAUGCUAAGUGAAAUUAGUUGCAAAAGGACAAAUGUUGUAUAAGACUACUAUUAUAAGAACUGGAGAAAUAGUUUAAACAGAAAAGAAAAUAUUCUUUGAUGGUUACGAGACAGGGGAGGGAGGGAGAGGAGUUAUCGUUAAUUACAUAAUAGGUAAGAACUAUUUUAGGUGAAGGGAAAGACAACACAUAAUACAAGAGAGGUCCGCACAACUGGACUAAACCAAAAGCAAAGAAGUUUCCUGAAUAAACUGAAUGCUUCGAAGGCCAGCAUAGCAGGGGCGGGGGCUUGGGGACCAUGGUUUCAGGGAACAUCUAAGUCAAUUGGCAUAAUAAAACCUAUUAAGUAAACAUUCUGCAUCCCACUUUGGAGAGUGGCUUCUGGGGUCUUAAACACUAGCAAGCAGCCAUCUAAGAUGCAUCAAUGGGUCUCAACACACCUAGAGCAAAGGAGAAUGAAGAACACCAAAGACACAAGGUAAUUAUGAGCUCAAGAGAUGGAAAGGACCACAUAAACCAGAGACUACAUCAGCCUGAGAUCAGAAGAACUAGAUGGUGCCUGGCUACAACUGAUGACUGCCCUGACAGGGAACACAACAGAGAACCCCUGAGGGAUCAGGAGAUCAGUGGGAUGCAGACCCCAAAUUCUCGUAAAAAGACCAGAGUUAAUGGUCUGACUGAGACUAGAACGACCCCGGAGGUCAUCAUCCCCAGACCUUCUGUUAGCCCAAGACAGGAACCAUUCCCAAAGCCAACUCUUCGGACAGGGAUUGGACUGGACUAUGGGAUAGAAAAUGAUACUGGUGAAGAGUGAGCUUCUUGGAUCAAGUAGACACAUGAGACUAAGUUGGCAUCUCCUGUCUGGAGGGGAGAUGAGAGGGCAGAGGCGAUCAGAAGCUGGCUGAAUGGACACAAAAAUAGAGAGUGGAGGGAAGGAGUGUGCUGUCUCAUUAGGGGGAGAGCAAUUAGGAGUAUAUAUAUAUAUAUAAAAAAACCACGCAAGGUGUAUGUAUAUAAAUUUUUGUAUGAGAGACUGACUUGAUUUGUAAACUUUCACUUAAAUCACAAUUUAAAAUUAAAAAAAAAAAAAGAA